Dendrobium catenatum is the source of this 1438-nucleotide messenger RNA. RefSeq names its product UDP-galactose/UDP-glucose transporter 2. The record is from RefSeq and is a predicted model, not a curated record. NCBI's taxonomy places the organism in Eukaryota, Viridiplantae, Streptophyta, Magnoliopsida, Asparagales, Orchidaceae. Gene Ontology annotation, cellular component: Golgi membrane; endoplasmic reticulum membrane. The transcript has 7 exons. Gene Ontology annotation, molecular function: transmembrane transporter activity. Gene Ontology annotation, biological process: transmembrane transport. The coding region runs from base 190 to 1224 and encodes 344 amino acids.
UUCGCUUCCUGCCAUAAAAACCUGAGAAAGCGUGAGAGAAGAGAAAGAGAGAGAGAGAGAGAGAGAGAGAGAGAGAGAGAGACUCUUCCAUGGCUUGAUUCUUCUUCCUUUUCUAUCUUUUUUACUUUCUUGCUUGUUUUCUUCAAUAAGGCAAGAGAAGUGAAGAGAGAUUGGAGAAACAAAGAACAGAUGAAGAAAGAAGAAUUACAGGGAAGGUCUCUCUUCGGAAUAUCUCUUACAGACAGACCCAAAUGGCAGCAAUUCCUCAUUUGCUCCUCUGGUUUCUUCUUCGGCUAUCUAGUCAAUGGGAUCUGCGAAGAAUACGUUUACAACCGUUUGCAAUUCAGCUAUGGCUGGUACUUCACUUUUGUACAGGGAUUCGUUUAUCUUGGCCUCAUAUACUUACAGGGAUUCAGCUCAAAGCAUAUGGUGAAUCCAUGGAAGACUUAUAUAAAGCUUUCUGCUGUCUUAAUGGGUUCUCAUGGGCUAACAAAGGGUUCUCUCGCCUUCUUGAACUAUCCUGCUCAGCUUAUGUUCAAAUCAACUAAGGUAUUGCCUGUAAUGGUAAUGGGAGCUUUCAUUCCCGGACUUCGAAGGAAGUAUCCAUUACAUGAAUAUAUCUCUGCAAUUUUUCUUGUUGUGGGAUUAAUCUUCUUCACGCUUGCUGAUGCUCAGACCUCACCAAAUUUUAGCUUUAUUGGUGUUGUAAUGGUUGUCGGAGCUCUAGUAAUGGAUGCUUUUCUUGGAAAUCUGCAAGAAGCAAUCUUUACUGUGAAUCCCGAAACAACUCAGAUGGAGAUGCUUUUCUGCUCCACGGUUGUUGGGCUUCCUAUGCUGAUUCCUCCCAUGAUUUUAACCGGGGAGCUUUUCAAGGCCUGGAAGUCAUGCUCAGAGCAUCUGUAUGUCUAUGCUGUGCUGGUUUUUGAAGCAAUGGCGACCUUUGUUGGUCAGAUCUCUGUCUUAUCUCUCAUCGCCAUUUUCGGCGCAGCAACAACAGCCAUGGUAACAACUGCAAGAAAAGCAGUAACUCUUCUCCUCUCAUAUUUGAUAUUUACAAAGCCAAUGACAGAGCAGCACGGCACUGGGCUUCUGCUUAUCGCCAUGGGCAUUGUCUUGAAGCUUUUACCAGAGUAUAAGAAUAACAGUUACAUUUCCCUAAAGCCAAAGCAGCCGUUGGAAGAAGAUGAGCUGAAAGAAAAAGAAGAGAAGGCAGCUUUGGUUUGAAAUUUAGGAAAAAUAGAAGGUGGCUUCUUGGUUUCUGGCUUUGGGAUUAUCACUUAACUUCUUCAGUGCAAGAUUGCAUCAAAAAAAUUUUUUUUUUAUAAAGUUUGUUUUAAAUGUUAUUUUAUAGGGAAAUAAUGCUUCAAAUAUCUUCAAUGAUUGAUGUAGUUGUAAUUUGCAGUGAUGAAAUUAAUUGACAAGGAAUAUUUUUUUUUUA